Messenger RNA from Exophiala xenobiotica, 2016 nucleotides. RefSeq names its product glutamate N-acetyltransferase/amino-acid acetyltransferase. The record is from RefSeq and is a predicted model, not a curated record. Gene Ontology annotation, molecular function: L-glutamate N-acetyltransferase activity, acting on acetyl-L-ornithine as donor; L-glutamate N-acetyltransferase activity, acting on acetyl-CoA as donor. The transcript has a single exon. Gene Ontology annotation, biological process: L-arginine biosynthetic process; L-ornithine biosynthetic process. Bases 347 to 1831 code for a protein of 494 amino acids. Gene Ontology annotation, cellular component: mitochondrial matrix. NCBI's taxonomy places the organism in Eukaryota, Fungi, Ascomycota, Eurotiomycetes, Chaetothyriales, Herpotrichiellaceae.
UAUAAACUGAUGAGUCAAACCAUUUCAUUGAAAGGUUGGCAUAAGUGAAGCUCGAAGGGAUCACCAUGAAAAGGUGAGAGAAAUCACAGGUCGGACGCGAAGCAGAAUUUCCACCCCACCGGCCACCUGGAUCCGAUAACAGAGCUGGGAAGCCGUCAUUACUGGUACUCCAGGGCACUGGGGACACGCGACGGCAGCCGAAGCUCAAGCAUACUCACUGUGAGCUCGAAGAAAGCAAGCAUCCAGGUUGGAAGUGUCACCUGCCUGACAAUCGAGUGUACCUCAACGACUGGAAGGGCGACUUCGACUUGCGUGGGACGUUGAGCUGAUAUCAAGGAAAUCAACUAUGUCAACCGGACAUUGUAUCUCUUGGACAGCCUCCCUCAACAUACCUAAGGCUCAUAUCGCCAAUAUGGCUUCUACAACUCCUUCCUCUGCGCGAUCAAUCAUACGCACCUUCAUCCGCCACUACUCUGCCCCAGUCGACUCCUCUAUUCCAGCCAACAAGCUCAAAUAUGUGCCCUCGUCAGGCACAUAUCCCAAAGGCUUCCGCGUGAGCGGCACGCAUGUCGGCGUCAAAGCCUCCAACAAGACCCAGCCUGACCUGGCCUUCAUCACUUCCGACAUCCCUGCCUCCGCCGCCGCGGUCUUCACCACGAACAAAUUCCAAGCCGCCCCCGUGCAGAUCAGCAAGGCCGUCCUUCAAUCCCGUGGCGGCGCCAACCUGCGUAGCAUCAUCAUAAACUCCGGCUGUGCCAACGCGGUCACCGGAAAAGGCGGCAUGGAUGAUGCCCAGGCUAUGUCCGACACCGCGACGGCUCAAUUCCAACAAUCCGCCCAGCCCGAAGACCAUCUCGGGUCUACCAGCCUUGUCAUGUCCACCGGCGUCAUCGGCCAGCGCCUGCCCAUCAAGAAGAUCCUCUCAAAGAUCCCUACGGCCUAUUCGAACCUGGACAACGACCACAAUGCGUGGCUCACCACCGCGAAGGCGAUCUGCACGACUGAUACCUUUCCCAAACUACUCUCCACGACAUUCACCCUGCCGUCCACAGCCCACAAGGACGCAAAGUAUCGUCUGGCCGGCAUGACCAAAGGCGCCGGCAUGAUCCACCCGAACAUGGCCACGCUCCUGGGCAUCCUGUGCACCGACGCGCCGAUAUCCCCGGGUGCUGCGCAGUCCCUUUUGACGGAAGGCGUGAACAGAUCAUUCAAUUCGAUCUCCAUCGACGGCGACACGAGCACGAACGACACCGUUGCACUUUUGGCGAACGGCGCAGCAGCCCCGAGCCCAGAUACGCCGGCCAUCCCCGACGACGCCAACUCGGAAGAUUACAUCGCAAUGGCCAAAAUCCUGACCGACUUUGCCCAGCGCUUGUCUCAGCUGGUCGUCCGCGACGGCGAAGGCGCCACGAAAUUCGUCCAAGUCAGCGUUCGCCAUGCGCCGACUGAUGCCGACGCAAAGGCCAUCGCGAGCACGAUCGCACGGAGCCCCUUGGUCAAGACCGCCUUGUACGGCAAGGACGCUAAUUGGGGCCGGAUCCUCUGCGCAAUCGGAUAUACGCCCAACAUCUCCCCUGAUGCCGUGGUCCCGAGUAAGACGAAUGUGAGUUUCGUGCCGGCUCAGAACUCAAAGAGCAAAGAUGAGGGCGUGCUGAAGCUGCUGGUCAACGGCGAGCCCGAAGUCGUCGAUGAAGAGCGUGCUGCGAGACUGCUCGAGGACGAGGACCUGGAGAUCGAGGUCGAUCUGGGCACGGGCAAUGAGGAGGCAAAGUAUUGGUUUUGCGAUUUCAGUCAUGAGUAUGUUACUAUCAACGGUGACUACCGGACUUGAAUGAUGGCCGGGGGGAGGGAAGAUACUGUAGGAUGCCUGUUAGAGAACGAUGGAGCGGGAGUAGUUAGAAUCGCCGGACUGGUGGGCCCAAGAGCCUCGAUACUCGAUGAAACAGCAGAUACCUCGUCUAUGAUUGCGCUGGCUGAGAAGCAGUACCUAGAAAUAAAUUGGUGGAUGACCUUUAC